AUGGUAAAUAAAGGUGGGCCUGAAGCUGUAGAUCGUACACUUAAAAAUUUUAGAGCUGAUGAAGGUCCGAUGGUAGGUGUUGUGAUACUGUUCGUUGGUGAUUUUCGGCAAACAUUUGCAGUUGUGCCAAGAGGUACAAAAAGUGAUGAAAUAAAUGCUUGCCUAAAAUCGUCGUUUCUUUGGGCUUCUGACAAACUUUUAAGAUUGACCACAAAUAUGCGCGUACAUUUGGUUGUGCAUAAUAAUGCAGCACAAUUUUCAAGAACUCUUUUGGAUAAAGGAGAUGGACAUAUUUUAAAUAAUGAUGGUGAAGUACUAUUAGAAUCUACAUUUGCCACUAGCGUCACUGGACAAGACGAAUUAAUGUAUAAAAUUUAUCCGCAAGUCACCCAAAUUUCAGAGAAAACGGAUGAUUGGUUACGCGAACGAGCGAUUUUAGCACCUAAACACGAUUCUGUUACAAGCAUAAAUAAUAAAAUUCUUUCAAUGUUUCAGCCCAUCAGCAAACAUAUCUUUCUAUUGAUAGUCUGA
This is a messenger RNA of Eupeodes corollae, 531 nucleotides long. RefSeq lists its product as uncharacterized. Gene Ontology annotation, biological process: telomere maintenance; DNA repair. NCBI's taxonomy places the organism in Eukaryota, Metazoa, Arthropoda, Insecta, Diptera, Syrphidae. The transcript has a single exon. The record is from RefSeq and is a predicted model, not a curated record. Gene Ontology annotation, molecular function: DNA helicase activity. The coding region runs from base 1 to 531 and encodes 176 amino acids.